AUGAAUAACAAUGAAGGUGUACAAAGCUUUAAUGCAAUACCAUUGAGUAAAGUGAAACGGUUAAAGUUAUGGCUGAAACGAUUUGAAAUAAUUCAGUUAUGUACUCCUGUAAUACACUAUGAAUUAUUCACACCUUCAUUUUGUGAAGAUUUCAAUAAUAACACUAUUCAAAAUGCAACCAAUGGUGUAAAAUCAGUUAACAAUAAUUUCAAUCUAUGCGAUAUUCUCCGCCAUAAUGGAAUGAUAACAAUAAAACAAGCUAAUUAUUUUACGAAGAAUACUGAGCAGAAAUUCUCUUUGAAAAUGAAAAGUGUUCAUGGAUAUGCUUGUAUGCUACAACUGGAAUGUCAACGGUAUAACUGUAAAUUCUUCCUAAAAUUUGCAAGUUAUUAUAGAGUUACAGUUAAUUUCAAUCUAACAUCCAACAUUGAACACGUUGAAAAUUCAAAAGACGCUCCAUUAAUAAUAACCUUUAAUCAAAACAAACCAACUAGAAAUGGAUCUUGGAUUCAAACAAUUAAAUUCUUUAGUGGUGAUAAUAAGUAUUUAUCAAAAGUUGUACUUUAUGUGAAUGAAACAUUUCAUUUCAAUAAAUGUCCAUGUGAAAAUGUCAGGAUUGUUCAACAUAAAUACAUUGAAAGAGUUAUGAUAUUUACCAGUCAGCAAAUAUUACUGUAUCCCAUGUAUUUUAAACAAAUAAAUAAUCGACAAUGUAACCGCCAUUUUCAUCAUCAAUCAAUUCAAACAAGUAAAACAAACUUCGUUCAAGGCAUCAAUGUUGAUGCAUUGAAAUGGAAUAAAGAAAAAUUAUUUUGGACAGUCAAUUUGAAACUGUGCCUUAGUAAAUGUAUUGCUGAGGAGUUCAUGAAGAAGCCAACAUGUUGGACAGAAAUCAAUUUGAAAUCUGCGAAUGAAUUAUUUAUGAAGCAAUUCUGUAAUCACUCAGGUUUGAAAGACCAAUGUUCAUUCAAUAAUUCAAUAGAAUAUCAUGAUUUAUCUAUUCAGUGUUCUUACAAUGGUACUAAGAAACAAUUUUAUGACCGCCAAUUAAAUUGUCAAUGGAUUAAACAGAAAUACAGACCACCAGUUAUUUUACGUCAUAUUACUGAAUCACAAAUGAUGAUAAGGAAAACAAUCAAAGUUGGGAAUCAUUUUAUGUCGAAAGCAAAUUGGAAGCGAAUUUGCCCAUUGGGAUAUUAUCGUGAAAUGUAUAUCAAUACAACUGAGUGUAUGCCUUGUCCACCGGAUCAUUUCGCUGAUGAGUCAACUUCUGCCUACAAAUGUAAUGCAUGUCCUAUGCGUCAAUCAACUACAAAUGGUAUUUCAGGAGCAAUAUCUAUACACUGUUUAGCAAAUCAGAAUCAAAAAAUCAAUAGACGCUUUUUACGGAAACGUGACAUCCUACUUAGAGUAAUAAAACGAAGCAUUCAACCAGUUUCUGGUACUACUGAAGAAGAAGAUAUUAAAGAACAUUUAAUGAAAUGGUUACAACCUGAUGAAGAGAGACUGAAAUUACAAGAUGAUGCGAUCAGUAUAUUCAAGGAGCUGAACUGUCUAGGAUUCUCAUCACAUGAAUUAUUCUUAAUGAUAAUAAUAUCGAUUGGAAUUGCAUGGUUUGGUAUAUGCUUAACAUUCAUUUUAUUCCUCAGCGUACAAGAACCAUUUGGUUAUCAGGUGGAUGAAAGGAAAUAUGCUAAGCGUAAAAGCAAGUUGACGAAAAUCUCUGACUCAAUUGUAAAUUUGAUGCUAUUUUUCCUAGAAUCAGUACUAUGUUUCCCAUUCCAUUUAUGCUACGGGAUAAAACGUCGUACAAGUAAUGUAGCAUUUAAAUUUAAGAAAAAUGACUUUCUCUUACGCCUGUCAACUGUUAAACGUGAAACUAUGAAUAUCUUUCGUCAAGAAUUAAUCUACCAUGAAUUAUUUGAAAUGAAACAAACAACAAUGUUACAAGAUAUUCUAACCGAUUUGACAACUGAUCGAAUAAUUGAAGCAAAUCAAGUAGAACAAAUGGAAAAGUCUUUAAGUCAAUGGACAAGUGGUUCAAUAACAACAACAACAGAUUUGAAUGAUCCCGAUGAUCGUUGUGAAAAUUCCAUUAUUACUAAACGAGUUCAACGGAACUGUGAUGUAAUGAAACCAUAUUUUCGUAUACCAAGACGUUAUAAUCCAGCGUAUUUUUUAUUUCAUACAAAAUUUUGGCGCCAAUUCAGUAGACCACGUUCAAGAUUCAAUGCACCAUUUUAUCCGUUGCAAAUUAAGCGGGAAGAUUUAAGAUUUAAUUUUAAUGUUUAAUUUCCAC
Trichobilharzia szidati is the source of this 2299-nucleotide messenger RNA. The record is from the annotation of a GenBank genome assembly. Lineage: Eukaryota; Metazoa; Platyhelminthes; Trematoda; Strigeidida; Schistosomatidae.